Messenger RNA from Setaria italica (foxtail millet), 3678 nucleotides. RefSeq names its product putative U-box domain-containing protein 42. Gene Ontology annotation, biological process: protein ubiquitination. NCBI's taxonomy places the organism in Eukaryota, Viridiplantae, Streptophyta, Magnoliopsida, Poales, Poaceae. The record is from RefSeq and is a predicted model, not a curated record. Gene Ontology annotation, molecular function: ubiquitin-protein transferase activity; protein binding. The transcript is spliced from 4 exons. Bases 388 to 3462 code for a protein of 1024 amino acids.
ACAUCUUUGUACCGUUCCCAUGGAUAAACAAGUGUGUGAGCUGGGGUGAUUAGAAAAAGGGUGCGCCUUUAUUUGCCAAUCUCUAAACAGGAGGGAGAGGGACGGUGACCUUGCUUGGACUGGGUCUGCGAGCUGCGCGGUCUCCCACCAUUAUCCCUCGCCUCUCGCCGGUCUCCGCCCUUUCUACCUCGGCUGUCCCGUUGCGUGCGGUGCUGUUCUUGGGCGACGAGGGCGCCAUGCCUGGGUGACUGGGUGUGGGUGUGAGCUGGGAGGGGAUAAUGCUCCCCGGGCAUCACUAGCCUGCGCCGCCGUCAGCGCAGGGGGAGGAGGCAGGCAGAAGGGGGAGGGGGAGGAGAAGAAGCACAGUUCCUUCAAGUUCUUGGUUGGAUGCAGCGAAGCGAAGCGCAGGCCAGGAAGGCAUCCCUCGCCGAGUCCGUGCUAGCAGCCAUCUCCGAGCUCAUGUCGUCGGCAGCAGCCAUCGAUGUUGAGCAGGAGAACUUCAUGGACGUGGACAGCCACCUCCACCAUACGGCAGCCCCGGGCACAAUGGAGCUGCAGAAGGCGCAGCAUUCGCCGACCAACACGCUGCACGUAAUGGAGUAUCUGGCUGCCAAUGUCGACCUCGCCAAGGACCUCGUCGCAAAGUGCAGCGCCGCCGCGCAGCGGCUCAUGGAUGACGACCUCCUGGGCAUAACCGAGGACUUGGAUAAUGUCAUAAAGAAUAUAAGCAAUGAGCUCAGCAGGAUACCAGUAUCGACGUUUACUAGCAGCAGGUUUGCAGAGCCAGCAGUCAGUGGACACCUUCAGGUUGUCAGGAACCGGCACGAUCUGUAUGAUCAGCGUUCCUGUGAUGGCUACUCAGAGGGUGAUAUGUCGAUGGUUGUGUCCAUGGAAAGACCUAGGAGAAGAACAUUGCACAACAGUGACAUGCCGAGGCUGGUGGACUUCUUGCAGGGGAUGUACCAGGAGUCACAUGAGUUUGGUGGCCAGUCCUUCAGUUCCCUCCCUGAAGUCGCGGAAUAUGUUGAGCCGUUGUAUGAUUCUUUCUUCUGUCCGCUGACAAACAAGGUCAUGGUAGAUCCAGUAACAACGGAGAGUAGUGUGACUUAUGACAGGAGAGCCAUUGAGGAUUACUUUGAGAAGUUUACAGAUAGCUCUGAACCUGUGAUAUGUCCUGUUACAAAGACCGCAAUGCAGAGCAAGACACUAAGGAGCAAUAUUCCACUGAAGAGCACGAUUGCAGAAUGGAUUAUGAGGAAUGAAGCGACACGGAUCAGGAUCGCACGUACUGCACUUUCUAUGGCAACCACAGAGGCGAUGGUGCUUGAGGCCAUACAUGAGCUGAAGGUGCUGGCCAGGCUGAGGAGAAAGAACAGGGAUCAGAUGCACAAGAUUGGCAUCACCAAGUUCCUAGCGCGGCUUCUGGACCACAAGGAUGCGCUUAUUCGGUGUGACUCCCUGGACCUUCUCUGCCUGUUGGUUGAGGACGAUGCAGGAAAGGAAAUCAUUGCAAAAACCAGAGCCGUUUCAAGGACGAUAAAGCUGCUUUCUAGCAGUAGUACUGAUGAAAGGCAUGCAGCUAUCUCUUUCUUAGUGGAGCUUUCGAAAUCAGAGUUACUGUUGGAGAACAUUGGUUCAACUGCUGGAAGCAUACUAAUUCUCACCACAAUGAAGUUCAACGGCUCGGAUGAUCCCAUUGCUGCCGAGAAGGCUGGAGAGGUCCUAAAGAACCUAGAGAAAUUACCAAAGAAUAUCAAGUACAUGGCUGAAAGUGGCUACUUGGAUCCUUUGCAAAGGCACCUAGUUGAAGGGUCAGAAGAUGUGCAGAUAGAAAUGGUGAGCUACCUUGGGGAGCUAAUUCAGAAACAGGAGAUGACCAUCAACAUUGCUGGGAGCGCAUCAGAGAUCCUCAUCAAGAUGGUGCGCAGUGGCAAUACAGCAAUUCGCAAGGCAGCGCUCGACGUCCUGGUCCAGAUCUCCUCCCACCACCCCAACGGCAAGACGCUCGUGGAUGCUGGUGCUGUCCCAGUCAUGGUCGAGGAGCUCUUCAUCCGAAAGAUUGAUGAGGAACCCAUGGGCUCUAAGACGGAGGCUGCCGCUGUGCUAGCCAACAUUGUUGAGUCUGGCUUGGAUCCUGAGGCCAUCGUUGUCAACAAGGAAGGCCACGUCAUCACGUCCAAGUACUCGGUGUACAACUUCGCUCACAUGCUCAAGUGUUCCAUGCCUGACACCCUCAACCUCAGCAUUGUGCGCGUGCUGCUUGCGCUCACCGCGCUCCCCAAGCCUCUCGCCACGGUGGUCUCAGUCAUGAAGGAGCAGGACAGCAGCCAGACUGUGAUUGAGCUCAUGGGUUCACUGUCAGAGUCACUUGGCAUCGCCGCGACGAGGUUGCUCAUCGCGUUGUCCCCGCAUAUGGGGCAUACCAUUGCCGAGAAGCUCUGUAAGGCCCCGGGGCAGCCAGGGAAGCUUGUCAAGAGCAUCGGUCUGAAUGGGCGGAUCUCCGAGCGGCAUGCCGUGUUGGCAACGCUCCUGGCGAAGCUGCCGUACCAGCACAUUGCUCUGAACCUCGCGUUGCUGAACCGGGGCGCCGUGGCGACCGCGCUGGCCAAGAUAGACGAGAUGCAGUGCGGCGAGACGAGGGCAAGCCGCCACGCGAAGGCGUACAUGGAGGGCCUCGUGGGCACGCUCGUCCGGCUAACGACGACUCUGUAUGACCCGGACGUGCUUCUGGCGGCCAUGAAUCACAACCUCACGUCGGUGCUCACUGAUCUCCUGGUGCGGUCGGCGGGCAGCGACGAGGUGCAGCGGCUCGCUGCGGUCGGGCUCGAGAACCUCAGCAGCCAGACGCACAACCUCUCCCAGCCCCCGGCCGAGGAGCGGCGCCCGAAGAAGAAGAACAUCCUGCAGCGCCUGCGCGAGGCGCAUGCCGCCGGGCGGGUGCACGACAACCGGCGGCCACCGGCGCACAGCCGGGUCUGCCCGGUGCACCGCGGUGUGUGCUCCCCGUCGACGACGUUCUGCCUUGUGGAGGCCGGCGCGGUGGAGGGCCUCCUGUGCGUCCUGGAGAGCAACGAGAGCGGGCGCGUGGUGGAGGCCGCGCUCGGCGCGCUGUGCACGCUCAUGGACGACGCCGUGGACGUGACGAGCGGCGUGGCCGUGCUCGCGGAGCACGACGCGGCGCGGCACGUGCUGCGGGCGCUGCGGCAGCACCGCGAUGACGGGCGGGGUGCCGGCGACGGCGGGACGGUGGCGCGGAGAUGCUUCUGGGCGGUGGAGAGGUUCCUUGCGCACGGCAGCGAGCGGUGCGUGAGGGAGGUGACCGGCGAUCGGGCGCUGCCGAGCUUGCUGGUGGGCGCCUUCCACAAGGGCGACGCCGCCACCAAGCAGGCAGCCGAGAGCGUGCUCCGGUGCCUGCACCGCAUGCCGGACUACUCCGCCACCUACGAGUCCGUCGAACUGUAAUAAACACUUCGAUGCGCGCGCUUGUGCAUCUCUUCUUGCCUCCAUUUUCGAGCUUCUCUUCUUUGCCUUUCUUGGCUUUGUGUGUAACAUGGGUUGAUGCAUUGUUUGGUGUAGCUAAAGGAAAAUAGAAGGAAAGGAAAAAACUGGAGAUGCCGUGUUAAUGUAUUGCAAGUAUAACUACAGGUUUUAUAGCAAGGGAAGAUAGCCUUUUGAUUA